GGCGCCUGGCAAGUGCACAAUCGCGGUGAGGGAGGCGCGCAGCAGCCGCCAACGCUCCGGCCCAGCUGCCGGAAGGGCUAUAAAAUUAUACAUCAUGGCCCUCCUAAAGACACUCUAGGAAAACCAUGUCAUCCUGAUCUUAAAACACCUGCAAGAAAGAGCACAGUACUUCACCAUUAUUUUCAGCAAUGGCUUUACUACCGGUGUUGUUUCUGGCUAUGGUGCUGCUUCCAUCUUUACCUGCAGAAGGAAAGGAUCCUGCUUUUACUGCUUUGUUAACCACCCAGGGACAAGUGCAAAGGGAGAUUGUAAAUAAACACAACGAACUAAGGAAAGCAGUCUCUCCACCUGCCAGUAACAUGCUAAAGAUGGAAUGGAGCAGAGAGGUAACAGCGAAUGCCCAAAGGUGGGCAAACAAGUGCACUUUACAGCACAGUGAUCCAGAGGACCGCAAAACCAGUACAAAAUGUGGUGAGAAUCUCUAUAUGUCAAGUGACCCUACUUCCUGGUCAGCUGCAAUCCAAAGCUGGUAUGACGAAAGCCUAGAUUUUGUCUAUGGUGUAGGACCAAAGAGUCCCAAUGCAGUUGUUGGACAUUAUACUCAGCUUGUUUGGUACUCGACUUACCAGGUAGGCUGUGGAAUUGCCUAUUGUCCCAAUCAAGAUGCUCUAAAAUACUUCUAUGUUUGCCAAUAUUGUCCUGCUGGUAAUAAUGUGAAUAGAAAGAAUACCCCUUACCAACAAGGAACACCUUGUGCCAGUUGCCCUGAUAACUGUGACAAAGGACUAUGCACCAAUAGUUGCCAGUAUCAAGAUCUCCUAAGUAACUGUGAUUCCUUGAAGAAUACAGCUGGCUGUGAACAUGAGUUGGUCAAGGAAAAGUGCAAGGCUACUUGCCUAUGUGAGAACAAAAUUUACUGAUUUGCCUAGUGAGCAUUUUGCAGGACU
This is a messenger RNA of Piliocolobus tephrosceles (Ugandan red Colobus), 947 nucleotides long. RefSeq names its product cysteine rich secretory protein 2 (gene CRISP2). The transcript has 9 exons. The record is from RefSeq and is a predicted model, not a curated record. Lineage: Eukaryota; Metazoa; Chordata; Mammalia; Primates; Cercopithecidae. Gene Ontology annotation, cellular component: extracellular region. Bases 189 to 920 code for a protein of 243 amino acids.